UUUCAUGUAUACUACUCAUGUUUAGAUAUUUUUAAUUGUUAAUUAUUGCUUUCAACUACAAUUGAGUUUUAUUUUACCACAUACUUAAGUUAUGUCUCGUUCUAAAUCUAAUACAACUUUCAUAAUUUGUAAAGCUUAUUCUGAAGAAAAUGAGCCAAUAGACCCAUAUAUAAACAUUUUAAAAAAACAUGGAUAUGAAGCUCAUUUAAUACCCACUUUAGAAUUUGAAUAUCAUAACUUUGAUACGCUUAACCACAAAUUACAAAAGCCUCAAGAUUAUUCUGGUAUGGUAAUAACUAGUCCAAGAUGUGCACGAGGAAUCAUUAAGUGUUUGGCCAAUAAUAAGCUAGAUGAAAAUUGGCAUAAAAAACCUAUAUUUGUUGUUGGAGAAACAACAUCUAGGCUGGUAAACAAAGAACUUGGUUUUGAACCAAUUGGCGCCGAUAGUGGCAAUGCUACGGCUUUGAUACCUAUUAUUUUAAAAUAUGAAUUAAGUAAACCAUUAUUAGCUCCAUGUGGAAAUUUAAAUCUAAAUAUACUAUCGGAUAAUAUAAAAACUGUUAAAUUUGAUAAUAUAGAAGUUUACCGUACUAUACCUCAUAAUAAUUUAAAGACAAAUUUAAGUAUGUUAUUAAGUCAAAUUAAAAGUCAAAUAGGAGUUAUUUUUUUUAGUCCUUCUGGCUUUCGUGCAAUAAUAGAUUUGAUGCCAAAACAAUUAUUUAAUCAAUUACAUAUUUUUGCUAUUGGUCCUACUACAGGUGCUGCUAUUAAGGAAGCUGGUUACACUUUAACUGGGGAAUGUGAAAAACCAAAACCAGAGUCUAUGUUAGAGAUGAUUCGAUCAUUUAUUGAAUAAUGUACUGAUUUACCAAAAUUAAUUUAUAACUAAGAUUUAUAAAACAUAAACAUAUACUAUA
Molecule: messenger RNA, 917 nt
Organism: Melanaphis sacchari
Lineage: Eukaryota; Metazoa; Arthropoda; Insecta; Hemiptera; Aphididae
Product: uroporphyrinogen-III synthase-like
Exons: 4
Coding region: 92-856 (254 amino acids)
Biological process (GO): uroporphyrinogen III biosynthetic process
Molecular function (GO): uroporphyrinogen-III synthase activity
Source: RefSeq, a predicted model, not a curated record